GAGAAUGGGCACGCUUCAUGCAUGUUCCGUUCUUUCUUGGCUGCAAACUCCGCGAGGCAAGGGCCUGUGUCGCUACAGGAUUGGGUCCUUGUAGUCCCAGAGAAUGGGCACACUUCAUGCAUUGUCCUGCCUUGGAGUCAAGUGGGCCAAGAUAACCCUACACGUGAGAUGCACUUGGUCCACAAAGCAAGAAGCAGCCUUCAAGGGCCUGUGUCGCUGCAGGAUUGGGUCCUUGUUGUCCCAGAGAAUGGGCACACUUCAUGCAUAGUCCUGCCUUGGAGUCAAGUGGGCCAUGAUAACCCUACACGUGAGAUGCACUUGGUCCACACAGCAAGAAGCAGCCUUCAAGACUCCGCGAGGCAAGGGCCUGUGUCGCUACAGGAUUGGGUCCUUGUUGUCCCAGAGAAUGGGCACACUUCAUGCAUUGUCCUGCCUUGGAGUCAAGUGGGCCAAGAUAACCCUACACGUGAGAUGCACUUGGUCCACAAAGCAAGAAGCAGCCUUCAAGGUGAGUACCCAAUGCUCUGUUCUUUCUUGACUGCAAACUCUGCGAGGCAAAGGGCUGUGUCGCUACAGACUUGGCCCCUGUGCUCCCCGAGGACGCUGUGGAAUUCGGGGCUGUAUAACUCCAGGCUACAAGCUUGGGUCCCUAUAGUCCUAGAAACUGGCAGGCAGGGCUGUGAAUAGAUGCCUCGUGGAUCUUUAUUCUCUUGGCAGCAGAACCCCUAAGAGAAUG
Hemicordylus capensis (graceful crag lizard) is the source of this 736-nucleotide messenger RNA. RefSeq lists its product as uncharacterized. Lineage: Eukaryota; Metazoa; Chordata; Lepidosauria; Squamata; Cordylidae. The transcript is spliced from 3 exons. The coding region runs from base 22 to 687 and encodes 221 amino acids. The record is from RefSeq and is a predicted model, not a curated record.